AUGACUACGGCUGCGAAGCAGAGGAGGUGGACCAUGCAGGGGUUGCUGCGACUCAAAGCUCCGAAGGUGUUGGCGGUUCUGGUGGGAUUGGUCUUCUCGCUGCCGGGACUGCAGUGGAAGACGGUGGACCAUGCUGAGUUCUUUUCGGGCAAAAUGCAGGUCACUCUGCAGGACAUGAAGGAGGGGAUGGAAUAUUCAAGAGAUGUGCUUGUGAU
Molecule: messenger RNA, 215 nt
Organism: Durusdinium trenchii
Lineage: Eukaryota; Dinophyceae; Suessiales; Symbiodiniaceae
Source: the annotation of a GenBank genome assembly